CAUUCUCGGCCAAUACAACACAUGAUAGAAAACGUUAACAUUCACAUAAUCUUGGAUAAAGUCGUUUGUGUUUGUAUUAAAUGAUACGGUUUGCUGAAGGAGGCGCUAGAAGAGAGGCGUAGUUGAGCCUUGACAGGGCAGGAGGCGAGGUCCGGUUUCUGGUAUAUAUUGCCAAGGGAAGCGUUUUGACCCUUCAGUGCUCACACCUCCGCCAUGAAGAGUGUGCAUAGUGUCCUGAUGGUCGUCGUGGCGGCAGUGGCCGGCCAGAACCCCAACACGACUAACACGACCAACACUCGGAUCGGAGGCUUCCCUGGGUCGACAAUCGGAGGCGGAAUAGGCGUUCCAGGAGGCGGGAUAGGCGUUCCAGGAGGUGUGCUCCUUCCUGGAAACUUUCCUGGAGGUGGUGGAGGCGGUAUCCUUCACGACUAUGGUUUAGACUGCAGUGAGAACAGCCUCAGCCCCCAGACUAGCAACUGUAGGUACUACCUCAGGAACCCCGUCAGUCGUCGCUACUUCUGCACCAGGAAUCAAAAGCCAGCGUACAGGUGUCCUCGGCUACGAGCAGAGUGCCCAGGGACCCGCUUCGGGCCGCCCGUCCAGUGCUUUACGGACAACGACUGCGGACCUCUCGAUAAGUGCUGCUGCGAUGCCUGCCUCGACCACUAUGUGUGUAAGCCUGCGGCCUAGUGCUGCUGGAGGAGGGGAGGAGGACCUAGUGGCCAUAGUCUGUAAUGCUGUCAUGGGGGGCGGUCGUGUCCUCAGGCAUAAAAUCUAUGCCAAUAAAUUUCGUAAAUUUA
Molecule: messenger RNA, 800 nt
Organism: Procambarus clarkii (red swamp crayfish)
Lineage: Eukaryota; Metazoa; Arthropoda; Malacostraca; Decapoda; Cambaridae
Source: RefSeq, a predicted model, not a curated record